This is a messenger RNA of Candidula unifasciata, 1926 nucleotides long. The record is from the annotation of a GenBank genome assembly. Lineage: Eukaryota; Metazoa; Mollusca; Gastropoda; Stylommatophora; Geomitridae.
AUGGAUACAGCUGUUGUGAUGAUUCUAGUCUGGGUUUUCUUGGCGUUUGUACUUGCGCCUGCAGAUGCGCAGCAGUACGAGGGUUUGAAAAGUUAUAUGGGAAAUGUGAUUGUCAACACUCCAUACGGCUAUGUGAAAGGUGUCACCUUCACAUCACAGUAUGAGAACCUUCCUAACCGUUGGGUGAAUGCAUUUCUUGGUGUGCCUUAUGCGAAGACACUGGACCAGUAUGGCAGCGAGUGGAGGGAGAAGUAUCGUUUCCAUAAUCCUGAUGAAGACCCGUACUGGUACGGAACAUAUGAUGCAACAAAGUACAAGCCUGCCUGCCCUCAGAUGCCCUGGCUAGUAAGGGAGACAGUCUGGGGCUUCAAUGAAGUGUCAGAGGACUGUCUUUACUUGGAUAUUUACACCCCAAAUAUCACAUCAGAAUCGGUAUCAGCAUCUCCAAAUCUGUAUCCUGUCCUUGUGUUUCUUCAUGGUGGCGGUUUCAUCAUGGGAGCAUCAAGGCAGUGGCCAGGUGUUUUCUUAGCAGAGAGAUUUGUUGUGGUAGUGGUUAUAAACUACAGGCUGAAUGCGCUUGGAUUUCUCAGCACAGGUGACCGCUACUCAACUGGAAAUUAUGGAAUGUUUGACCAGGUCAAGGCAUUGCAGUUUGUUAAGAAAACAAUUAGGUCAUUCCGCCUCUUUAAUCAAGCCAUUAUGCUCAGUGGGUCUGAAAUGAGCGAGUGGGCAGUUAUCAGGACAGCAGAUUCAGUUGAAUAUGCUCGUCGUCUUUGUGCUGAAGUGGGAUGUCCAACAAGUGAUUCACAACAGAUGAUGGAUUGUCUGCGAUAUUACAGGAGCUUUGAGCAGAUUGUCAAUGCUUCUGCACGAGUUUCCAUGUUGUCUGGGAAAAUAGGAAACCCCUGGGGACCAGUUGUGGAUGGACCCUUUGUUGGAGUUAACUUUGCUUUCUUGCCUGACCCACCUGCGGAUCUCAGGAGGCAGCUAAGACAGUUGAACAUCCCUCUUCUGGCGGGAAUGGUCUCAAAUGAAGGAGCUUAUUUUAUACCAAGUCUUCCGAACUUGAUCGAUGGAGUGACAAAGACCCAGUUUCAGAAUAUUCUGGAUGAGUUUAUCAGAUACAGGGACAUCAAGGAUAAAAAUGCUCUUUACGAUGCUCUGGAGUUUCAGUACACCUACUGGCCACAUCCCACAAACCAAACCUGGAUAUGUAAUAAGCUGAUUGAGAUGAUGGGAGACUACAUGUUUGGUGCUGCGAUGAGUGCAACUUUGGACUCCCAUGUGUUCGCCUCCACUGUGUUUUUCUAUGUCUUUGAGUACAAUUCCUGGAACAAUUACAAUCCAUCAUGGAGAGGUAUUUCCCAUGGUCAAGAUUUGGAAUACAUAUUUGGGUUUCCCUUCAUUAAUGAUACUUACAGAGAUUUACUGGGUAUUUUUCCAAGACAGGAAUAUGAUUACUCUGAUCGAAAUAUCUCAGAGUAUAUGAUAACAAUGAUAACAAACUUCACAAGCACCGGUGAGCCCACACCAAGAAUUGAACAGUUACGUUUUUUCCGCAACGUCUCAUGGUAUCAGUACAACAUGGUGAACCACACCUACUUAAGUAUCAACAACCAAUCAAUGAACAAGAUCAACUACCGGCAGGACCAGUCUCACUUUUGGAAUGACUACUAUCCAAAACUGGCAGGAUACUCUCAGUAUUACUAUAGGCAGCCUGUUACGGAAGGCCCUCAGACAGCAUCCCCGUUUCAGAUCUCAACCUGGGCCCUAACCGCAGUGGGAGGAGUUCUUCUGUUUGUGGUCAUUUGCCUGGUGGUUUUGUUGAUAUGUCGGUCAAGGACUAAGAACUACCCAACGUACAACCCUUCAGCAGCUAGCAGAAAGAAUGAAAGAGCGGACAUACCAAUGACGUCUGACUACUGA